AAGCGGAAGUGAUCACUUCUCUGUUUUGUUGCAGCUGUGCUGAAGCAGAGGAGGAUGUAGAAACCGAGAGAUAACGCUCCUUUUCCGCCUUCUUUAAAAGCAAAACCCGACUUUUAUGAGCAGAUAAAGACUCAGACACAACCGACGAUAUGAAUUUAGCGACAUACGUGUCGUUUAUCUCGAUAAUCUCGGCGGGAGCAGCAAAGAGUGGAGGAGACGAUGACUGGGUCCAUCUUCCCAACAAAUGUGAAGUGUGUAAGUUUGUCAGCAUCGAGAUGAAGUCGGCGUUCGACGAGACGGGGAAAACCAAGGAGGUCAUCGACAGGAACUACCGCUUCAUAGACAGCAAGGGGGCGCCGCCAAUCAAAUAUGUCAAGUCAGACCUGCGAUUCAUCGAGGUUGUUGAAAAUGUGUGUCAGAGGCUGUUAGAGUACAAUCUGCACAAGGAGAGGACUGGAAGUAACCGCUUCGCCAAGGGCAUGUCAGAGACCUUCUCCACCCUUCAUGGUCUGGUGAAUAAAGGAGUGAACGUGGUGAUGGAUAUUCCCUACGAGCUGUGGAACGAGACUUCGGCAGAAGUGGCCGACCUUAAAAAACAGUGUGAUACGUUGAUAGAGAAAUAUGAGGACGUGAUUGAGGACUGGUACAAAGGAAGCCAGGAGGAAGACCUGACCACUUACUUAUGUGAGAAACACGUUCUCAAAGGACAGGACAUGGCCUGCCUGAAUGAGGAGUGGGCCUCAAGGAAGAAGGGAGACCAGGCAGCCAUCGCGGAGGACAAGAAGAAGAAGAAAAAGAAGAAGGGGGGGAAGAAGGGAGAGGGCGGAGACGGCGGCUCGGAGGGCGAGAAGGCGACCAAGAAAAAGAAGGAAAAGAAGGUGAAGAAGAAGAAAAAGAGCAAAGCUCCAGCGGAGAAGACGGACGGAGGGGCGUCGUCAGAUGAGGAGAUCCAGCCACAGAUGCCUCUGUCCGGGCAGAAGACAGAGCUGUGACGCACCCUGGCUCCUCUCUGAACCUGGAUCAGCUCUCCGGUUCAAAACUUAGUAAAAGCAGUCUGCAGCUUCUCGAAACAUCUGGUUCAAGUCACUGAUUUUGCUAAAUGAGAUCUUGUACUGUUACACACGGUUUUAAAGUGUCUGAAACAUGUUGCAGUUCCUGGGUGUGAGAGAAAUCGGCCGUAUCAUCAACAUUUAUCAACAGUGAUCCAAACUGUAGCGUUUUAAAGGUCUGCUUUGGUUUACUUUUUAAUCUUUGCUUAAAGGACUACUUGACCGCAAAAUGACCGUCUGUAUGUCAGUUACUCCCCCUGUGUAACGUUGACUUCAUAAAGGAAACUUUGUUUGUCUCGCAUGUCUCUACGGUGAUCAAAGAAUCCAAAAACAGCAAACAUUCUCGAUAAAUUUAUUUAGGAGACUACGUUUAAAAAUUGCAAUAUUCUGUUAAAUCAUCUGUGUCCAAGAAGUUUAGGACUAGAUGUUACAAUCCCUUGAUGAACAUACUUCAAACUAUGAGUCAGAGUAAUAGUGCCACCUGGGGGUCCAAGUGGGAGCCAAAGGCCAAAAGACAUGGCAAAGGUAGAUAGAAAGAUAAGAAAGAAAACACCUGGCACCCCCCCCCCCCCCCCCUUGCUUUUACUCCCUCAAACCCCGCUGUUGGUGGUAUUUCGAGGCCCAAGUGGCAUCUCUCUUAAUCCAUAGCCAGAGAGGGCUUUGAUGGCCUGACGAAGGGCUUGGUCUAGAAUUCCCGAUUCUUUAAGCAGCCUGGUAGUUGACUUGCCUAUGAAGCCUCUGCAGCCCACUUCAACUGGGCAAACCUACGUUUUCCAGCUGAGCUGCUCAGCGUCAGCUGCCAGCUUUCUAGCCAACAUUUGUCUGUGGGGCCCACAUUGGCCGUAAAUGGAUGUGACGCUCUAUAUGGGAUUGUCGACCCUGGUCUCACUCGAAGUCAUCAAAAUCAGGCGCUUGGGCAGUGGCUUGUGGUGUCAGAAACCAACGAAAAAAGGCGUCCUUUAACAUCGGCAUGAUAUGCGGCUGGUUGCUUUAAAGUUUAACGACGCUCGGUGGCAUCAGGGAGAAACGCAGCAAAACAAGGACAAAAGUUAAGGCGGUGAAAGUCCAACUGGGGCAGGCAGGAGGGGUGCUGGAUGGGUCCAACAAACACCAACUUUCACUGGUGAGAGUUCGCGUCUUGUAAGAUCCUAAAGCCGAACCCCGUUCUUUUUCCUAACCCAACCAUGUGUUUUUGUUGUUGAAGGGGGAAAAAAAACAUCAGUUCACAGUGUUGUACCGACGUAGUGCCUUUAUUUUGAAAGAGACUGUAUUUAAAUGUUAAAUUUCCUGUGAAAACAGAAGUGUAUUUUGAAAGAAGACAAUGCAUGUGACAGACAGAACUUGACACGGCGUAUCCAGGAUACCUUACAUGUCAUAUGGUUCACAAUUGGCCCUAUGCCAGUUGCCCACUUGGGUGGGUUUACCAAACUGGGCUCCUUUAUGGCCCAUACCCACUUGGUACCCAGGUAGCCCUGGCAUAACCUAUGUGGGGCCCACUUGAUUUAACCAAAUUAUGUUGGCAACUUGCAUGAGGCCAUUAUGGAACCUGUUGACAAUCCUAUAUAGGGUCAGUUUUUUUAGCCCAUUUACUACCCACAUGGGCACCACAUACAAAUUUUUGGAUUCUCCGUCCACCAUGUAGGCACGCAAGUAAACCAAAGUUUUCUCCAUGAAUUCAAGGUAACGCAGUGAGUAGCUGUAAACAAACGGUCAUUUUGCAGUUCAAGUUUUCAUUUAAGAGUUGGAUCCAAUUUACUUUAACUCUGGUGUUAUUUUGGUACAAAUGUCGAUUGUUUCCAUCAGUUAUGAUAACAUUAUACUCUCCAAGUUAAUUGCCAAGAUCUGGGUGCGCGUUGACAUCAAAUUAAGUCCACAGGAUAAGAAACAGGAGCAGUCAGACAGACAGGUCAUAAACAGACUUGCACAAACCUGUAAUUAAAGUCAACCAAAUAAUCAGUUACAGAAAAUUGUAAUGCUGAUAUGAUAAGUCAAUCAUUCGAUUAACAGUUUAACAGGUAACAAUUUCGGAAUCUGAAGACGUCACAUUGGGCUCUGGGAACUUGCUAUUUCACCAUUUAUUGACAUUUUAUUAACUAAAUAAUUUAUUGAUUUAGAAGAAAAGUAUCAGCUGCAGCUCUGAAAAACACCAACCACUAACUUCUGUGAGACAGUGUUAACAGCCUGCCGGGUCUCACAGGGCUGUACGCCAACAUCCAGUUCAAACCUGUGAUCAGUUUGCUGAGAUGAUUUUGGAGAACUCGAUCCUCCGAGCUCCACAUCUAACGCGGACUUUAAUUUUUCUGUCUUUCUCUCUGAGUUGAAUGUAGACUAGCAGCGAGGCUUCCUCUCUGUAUCUCCUCAUAAUGUUACUGCUGUUUUUAAAACUCUUGUAUUUACUGAAAUAUUCAUUCCAACUGGAAACAGGACCUUUAAAUAAUUUGUUUUAAGUUAAUUUAUUUUUUAAGGACCUUUUUGAAAUGCUCGGAUUGAGUUUCCUGAGACAGUCACCACGCUACUGGUGUAUAAAACAAAUUUAUCCACAUGGAGAAUUGAUUUUCCUUCCAGUAUUUUUAAUAUUGUAAUAUUUAAAAAUGGAACAAACUGACCUUUAAUCCAUCUCAAGUGAUGCACGACAGAUUACUGCGUUUUCUUGUUCCCUUGUUUUUGUUUGUUCAUGUAGAAAUGUGAUCUUGAGGUCUCAGAUUCAGUGACAUUCCCCUUUAAUGAGUAAAUACAACAUGUGAGGUACGUUUUUUUAAUGUAGGUGAUUUGUGUUUCUGUAAUAGUUUGAUUUCCAUUAAUUAUUUUGUCUUUGCUUGUUUUUGCUGCACAACAGCUGCUAUUUAAGGUGUGUUUGUGUGAGUUUGUCGACUUCAAAGCUGACGAUGAAGGUUUGUGUGUGUGUGUGUGUGUGUGUGUGUUUUUCAAAUGUGUGUGUGUUUUUACAGAUUUCUAUUCUGAAGUAAAAUCCUGGCUGUGUUGUAUCUGAGUCGCUUUAUGAAACCAUGAGCAGACACAUCAGUGGAUCAAUAAACACAGGUUGAACACUCUGAAA
Molecule: messenger RNA, 4104 nt
Organism: Epinephelus moara (kelp grouper)
Lineage: Eukaryota; Metazoa; Chordata; Actinopteri; Perciformes; Serranidae
Gene: cnpy3
Product: canopy FGF signaling regulator 3
Exons: 6
Coding region: 150-992 (280 amino acids)
Cellular component (GO): endomembrane system
Molecular function (GO): signaling receptor binding
Source: RefSeq, a predicted model, not a curated record